This is a messenger RNA of Pelodiscus sinensis (Chinese soft-shelled turtle), 6381 nucleotides long. RefSeq lists its product as uncharacterized. Gene Ontology annotation, cellular component: mitochondrion. NCBI's taxonomy places the organism in Eukaryota, Metazoa, Chordata, Testudines, Trionychidae. The record is from RefSeq and is a predicted model, not a curated record.
CCCCGUUGGGGCCACAGCGCGGAGGUGGCAGUUGGAGGUCAGAGAUGGCAGGUCUCAGCCGGAGGAUGCUGAAGGCGGCCAUGGAGCACUAUCUCUCUGCUGGCUCCCAGACUGCAGAUGAGGUGUUGAGGCCAGAGGAGAAGCUGGGAGAGAUCAGUCACAGACAACACCUACUGGGCAUAGGACCUACCCAGCUCUUGGACAUGCCACUUGGUGCCAAGCUCCCCUUGCUCCCAGGCUCCAAUACGUUGUUCUACCGCACAAAUCUGGGUGAAAAGCUUUAUCAACCACCUAGUGGCUUUGACCUUGGUGAUCCUUACUGUCACUUAAUGACUACAAAAUACAGAAGUCUACAUGAUCCACAUUUGCGUUCCUAUUAUAAGCGAAAAAAUAAUCUACGGCGAUUAAAGAAAGGAGGUUAUGUCACCAACGACAAUAAAGUUGUGUGUACACUAAAGGAGUUCAAUGAAUACCGGCAGUAUCUGACAACCCUCAAGAUAGAGUUUGAAAAAAGUUAUAUGAGAGAACAAAAAAUGCUUGAACAACAAGUGACAAAACUACAAGAUCCCUUUCUGCUUCCUGAGGGUGCUGACACCUCUCACUUCAGAGAGUGGCUGCUCCAAGAAGAAAGAGAAAAUUUACAAGACCGAGAAAGACAGAUAAGGGACAGAUAUGUACAAAUGAUUAAUAAAGAAUUGGAAAAAAUUAAGUGUAUUGCAGAAGAAAAACGACUCCUUCGACAGGCUGAGGAAGAGAAAAAGCAACGUGAAAAAAAGAAAAAGAAACAACCUAUUCUUCAUAUAAAAAUGGAGGAGGAAUGGAAGCAAAAAGAGAUGUUACUUCUGCUGAAAAUUGGUGAGGAUGUGAAACGAGAAGCAAGAAUUGAGGAACUGCGAAGGAAGAGAAGAGAAGAGAAAGCUAAAAAGAAACGAAUAGUGCUAGAGAAAAAAAUGGCAUAUCACCUGAGAAAAUUGCAAGAACAUGCUAAUCAAAGGGUAGAAUUUGAAAGUCAUGUAAAGUGCCUGAAUACGCUGUUAUCUGAAGACCCAAGGAUUAAAAAUCAAGGCAAUGGUGCCAUGAGUCCCUCUCGUCGCUCUUCACUUCUUAACAAAGAAGAAAUUUCAAAAUCAUCACUUUCUUCAGUAACAUCUCAACCUACCUCUGAUGCUGUCAUGAGCAAGACCAGCAGCUCCUUAAAGAAAAAUGUAUACUCUGAUAUUGAUGAGAAACUUUUGGACAAAGAGCCAAGUAGGGAAUAUGAACUGGGCCAGUCCCCCUUGCCCAGAAGCAGCAGCAGCAUCAAUGACAAACUUUCUGUAUCUGCCUCUGGGGAGUAUUCCCAACAAGCAACCAGUAGCACUCUCGGUGAUCUUUCCAUCUCUGCCUCCGUGGAGCACUGCGCAGAAGCAGUCAGUAGCAGCACGAGCAAACUCCCCAUUUCGUCCUCUGGAACUAAUCUCUCUCGUCAACCUUCAGUUGAUGGAAAAAUUUGUACGAUAACUUCACUCUCUUCAGUAGUCUCUCAACAAGGCUUUGAUGAGAUUGCUAAUAACGUCACCAACGAAAAAAGAAAAUCUCUUCGGAAACAAGAAGAGCUGGAGAACACCAUGGAGCUACAGGAACAUGAUUAUCCCAGGGAAGAACACGGAAAUCACAAAGAGGGCCUAGGCCAGCCUGCCUUGCACGAAAGCAGCAGCAGCAUCAAUGACCAACUCUAUUUAUCUGCAUCUGGUGAAACCCCCCUGCAAGGAACUAGCAGCUACACUAGCAAAGUUUACACCGGCGGUCCCAGCGAGAGCAGCAGACCUGAAAACAGCAACCUUUCCGUCUCUGCCUCUGUGGAGAGCGGUGAAGAAGCAGGCAGUAGUGACGCAGGUGCGAUCCCUUCCAGUCGACCUUCACUUACUGGAAAGUCUUUCCCACAAACAUCACCAGUCUCUCAGAGCUCCGAUGAGAUGGCUAGUCACAUCACAAACAAAGCACAGUUCCAGGACGCCAUAACUGAAGAACUGAACAAUAAAAUCAAGACUGUCCUGGCACGGGUCGUGUCUGAAUUAACAAGCAUCUUAUACCCCGCAGUAACUGAGUAUGAAGAGAGCAUUAGAGAUACUGUAUAUACAAUCUCUGAAGAGUCAACACUGUCUUCAGACAGCUCUAGUAGCUGUAGCACAUGUAACGAAGAGCUCUUUGGUGCGUUUGCAAGUAUUCCAACCUCCAGUACCAGAAAAACCAUCUUUACAAAUAUAAGUAUGAAAACCACCAGUUCACCAGGAAGGACACCAUCUCCAUUGCAGUCUCAAAAAUCAUCUUUCAUGUCCCUGUCAAACAGCAUGCCAACGUCUCUAGAAAGUGAAUUUUGGAAAGAAAAUGUUCACAAGGGGAAAACAGCAACACCACCUCACUCUCGUCCUGAAAGUACUUCGAGAUUGCGCCGGAAAGUACUGCGCAUGGGAGCUGUGUCUGAGUUUCCCACAAAGACUUUCAACACAGAGAAGUUUCCUGUUGGUCAAACUUAUUUUAAACGUGAAUCAUCCAUGAAAGAUGCAGAGCCAAGAAAAGGUCUGCUUGGUGAGGAUAGUUUUUCAGACUUAAAUCGAGAUCUUCCUGAAGGAGGCAUUUUACAAAAAAUGUUUGACAAGCAAAGAGCAGCAGACACAAACGACAAUGACAAUCUGAGAAUGCUGCAGGUGGCAGAGAAUGUGGUCAAGGAAGUUUUUAGGAGAGUAAAAGAUCUAGGUGAUUCCAUCAGCCUUUUAAAGAAGGCUCCUGUUGAGCUUAGUGAAAGAUUGUUCUGCAGUAGUUUUAAGAGAACUGAGUUUCCUGAGACUUUCGAUAAAGAUUUCCAGAAAGAAAUUGGAUUAGUUGCUAGAGAGAUUGUAGCAACUGUUUUCGAUAACUUUCACAAGUGUUUGGUAUGCAGCCUCACUACAGCAUCAGAUGAAGAACCUGUCAUAAGGAGGAAAGACCAGGCCCCUGCCAGAAGAACUAGCAGAGUUUCCAAAUCAGAAAGAAAUAAGCUCUUGCAUGCUGAAUCAUCUGCUUAUGACCCAACAUUUUCUUUGUUUACUGUUGAUAAAAUAGCCAAAGAGGCUGUCGAAAGUGUUGUGUUCACACUAGAGUCAUUUGUAGCCUUUCAGUUUAAACAGGACUUUAAAUGUAAAUUCUCUGAAAUAGUGAAAUUCCCGGUUGAAAACAUUCCUAGCGCACAACAGACACCAUUCUUAAGGCCUCUCUCAUCUCAGAUAGCACAUGAAAUAGAAGCCUCAUCUAAAACAUUUGAACGUGAAAUGCCAGGAGUUACAAGUAAAAGAAUGUUAGACCAAUCGCAGAGUUCGUCGGAUGUAUCAAGUGUAAGCAGUAUGAUUACAAAGGAAAGCAUAGAGAAUGCUAUUGGCCAAGUGCAAAGUUUCCAUUCAGAACUGAACAUUUACGCCACAAUGGCUGUUAAUAAUGUCCUGGACAUCUUCAAGCGGAAGCUAGAAAAAGAAAUCAGCCAAAGACAAACUGUCCCAUUUUAUGACGACUCCGAAGAAAACACAAUGGCAGGUGAGAUCAUCGGUGCUGUAUUAGAUCAAUGCGCUCAGCGUCAAACUGAAGUUACUUUGGAGCAGAAAUUUGGGACUCUUGAAAUGGAAAAAUCUGGACGAGCUUUUAGAAAUAGUAAAACUCUCAGUCAAGGUAUUGCAGCAUCUGAAGGAAUAAAACUGCCUGCUAGAAAAUUAAAAGAAAUUAAAAGAAAAGAAAUUGAUCUAAGGGGAAACUUUCCACCUAUCAAUGUUCCUGGAAUGGUGAUUUAUUCUGAGGAAGAAACUGAAGUGGAAGAGGAUAUUCCAUCUCAUCUCUGUCCAACAAUCCAUAAGUGCUCAGAACAGGAUGCUUAUACAACAGAGGUGACCAAAAAGUCUACUUACUACAUAUCAGCUCCCACAAGAGCUUCUAGACCAUCGCUGGGAACAAUAACUAAACAAAGGGCAAUUAGCUCCCGGAUGACCCUACCCCCUAUUGGUAAGCAGUUUUCAAGAAAACCCUUCUCUCCCCUGGUCACAAUAAAAUGUCCCAGAGAUGAAGCAAAGCAUAGGCAGGUAUAUGAAGGACAUUGUGAGUUCAUGCCAGCACAUGAAACCAAGUGUCAGCCAUCACAAUCACUGGAUGAUGCGUUACCUGCAAAAGGAGUUGAAGAAAUAAUAAGCAGAGUGGUGACUACAGUCUUAAACUCAGUUUGCAGCACAAGCCUGGAAUACACAAAAAGUUUAUCGAAAACGGAAGUGAAUGAGAUUACGGAAACACUUAAACAGUCGGUAGAAAAAAUAAUGUCCACGAAUAAAAUCAGUCUUGUUGGAGCUGCAGAUGAAGAUCAAGAUUUAAGUCCAGAGCAUGGAGAUACUGUCACUCACGUGGUUGACAACAUUUACAGUAAUGUCUUGCAAGAAUCUGGAUCUCAGACAGCCCUUGAUCAGGAUGUGACAAGUUCCAGAACAAUUUUUCCUGAGCAAACAGAUAGUAUAGUACUUCAUGAAAUCUCCAGUGCCCAUCUAUUAGAUUAUUUUACUGAAAACCUCAGUGCUACAGAGCUUGACAGUACUGCUGGCAAAGAUCUUUUACCAGUCUCCAUUCAGAUAAAUAUUGAUUCCGGAAGUUCUGGAGAGUCAAUGAGAGUUGAAAAUGAAAAUAAUAAUGCAGUAGAAACCGUGCUGCAAGUGGAAGAACUACCAAUUGAAAUAGUCCCUUAUAUUGGAGACAAACCAUUAGAGGUAGAUCCAAACCUUAUUGCAGACCAUUUAGCCGUUAUUUCCAUAAAAACAGACGCUAUUGAGAAACUGAAUGAAAUACGCCAAAGUCACUCUAGAAUGCAACUGCUAGAUCUAAGAAGACCAUCCAUAUCUAAGCACAGUUUGCUAAGUUCAGGUACUGAUAGUGAUAUAGAGAGGAAGAGAGAAAGACGCUCCUCCGUGAAUGCUUUAGGACGACUAGACGUCAAACCAAAGGAAGUUGUUUGCAGAAAUUCAUUUCAGAACCUGAAGAAACCUGACGUCUCCAGGGUGGAACUUCUAAAGGAUGUCAAGAGCAAGGAUGACCUGAUCCUACGACUCGUCACCUAUGAUAUUGAACAUGAUCAGGAAGAGGAUAUUGAAAAAGUCGUAAACGUUGACUCUGCGUUUGUUUUUGAGAGCGAGUCAGAUACAGGAAUGGAAGAGGAAGUCACAUCUUUUCACAAGAGUAACCCCAUAGCUAGUACACAGGAUAAUUUAACCAAUUCCCAAGGCCCUGAGAAAGUGAAUCAAUACAAGAUUACGGAAGAAACUAACUUGUCUGUCCCUAAAUUGAAAGUGACUUUGGCCAGCUUCCCCUUGGACACAGACCUGCUGUCCGCUCUAAGAAAGGACAGCCUGCAUUUAAGUGAGAGUGUUGCAGAAACAUGCCCAGUGCCUGAAACUCAGGACAAAGACCAGCGAGUGAACAUGCUCCAAGCUCACACUAAAGACACGUCAAGGACCACCAAGUGUACCUUCCUCUCCGAAGAUGCUGGAAAUAAAGACUCCUCGUUACAAGAGAAAACAGGAGUUGCUGAUCUUUCAGAUGCCACAGUUCCUAGGCAAGGGAGUUCAAUGUCCAAGAAAGUUCCUGGUGUCCUGUCCACAAUUUUCUCACAAGGAAGCAGCUCAAGUGACAUUUCAACACCAGACCCAGGGAACCCUUAGAAAAUUCCUACCAGAUGCAAAGCAUGUAUAUCAGAGAGAAUAAAUCGUGUAUUAUGCCAUGUGGGUGUCGGUCAGUUGCAUUAGUGAUUUAUUUAUAUCUCAUGGGGUUAAACAAAACCUAACAGAAAAGAGAAAAAUGUGGGGAAACCAAAGGCCAAGUGAGUUGUUCUUUUAACAGGAAAGUGAUGUCACACAGCCCAGCUGCCGUCCAGCCUUACAGACAGCUGGGCACAGCUGGGCACAUUGUCAGGGAGCCCAUCAGACAGAUCAAGAUCCUCUUUCAGAGCAGCAGCAAACUUCCUGUUCCAUUCUUGGGUGACCAUGGCCCCAGGCUGUGGGAGUGAUCUUCACUCCUCUGGAAGGAACAUGGCACAUUCAGCUGCGUUGGUAACCAUAACGCUUUGUGGCUCCUGCAUCCGAGGGAAGGGCCUCGCGUAGCCGUGUUUGCCACGAUGCGUUCUGGUUUCCUGUGUCCCAGACAGCCAGGCUGUAGCUGGGGGAAUUACACAGCCCUGAUGUCAUCUGUUUAUCAGAGGUGCAGGCCCUGUCAGAAUCUCUUUUGAACCCCCCAUAUCCCCAGGUCUCAGGCACAAAGUUAAGAUCAUGUGACCAAAGGGAAUUUAAACAACCCUUUUCUUUUAACAAGGGGCAGAUAAUACUCUGGUUGUCUCCCAGUGAAUGG